AUGACUUAUUACCUACAACCUAAGAGCCAACAUUAUGAUUCGCUUGAUGUUGAGAGUCAUAAAACUAUGACUAUGCCAGGGCAUUCCCAUCUCAGGAAUUCAAUGGAGUGAGCCGAUAUUGAUGGAGCAGCCCCUGCUAAGAUCCCAGGCUAUACAGGGUCUAAAUCAUACAGAAAGUUAACAAAAUAAUGGAUCUAUGCCUAACUUUGGUCCAACUAAAACUGAAAUUGAUAGCCAGUGGCAGAAGAGUUUUAAAGAGUCAGAGUUAUUUAAUCCUUCAUCAUAUAAAUAUGAUUUUAACAAAAUAAGCUUUGAAAAUCCACAUGGAAUGGUCCCUCAAACGACAGAUGCUCGAAUUUUACCCUCUCAAGCAUAUUACUCAUCAAGGUCAACUAAAAGGAUGAUCAAAUAAACCUCAAAAGUCUAAAAAGGAUCUUGAUGACACCUUUGCAAGGCUAGAAGAGGACCUAGCCCUUAAGAAUGAAGAGACAUUAAAAGAGGAUGCUGCAAAAUUUUAUUUGCAAACUCCGAUAGAGCAAAAGCCACAGAUUUCUCAAGAUAGAUAUCAGAAUAUGAGCCCACCAGGGCCUGCUGGGGUUCAACCUCAGAAUCAACCUUCUCACAAGGAGCCUUCUAAAGAGGUUGCCUUAAGUCAUUCAAAGGCCAGCAUUCCGUCAUACCCAAACCUUGAUGCACAGAGUAUCGGAGCAAUGUAUUCAGAGCAAGCUUAUAAGCCAAAGCUUGACCAAGGAUACGAAGAGGGAAGAGACUUCUAUGAGAACCUUCACCUUAGAAGAAGCAAAGGUCUUGCUCCAGCCACUAAAAUAGCAUCUGAGCAUUUUGAAGUAGAAAGUCAUAUUUUUAAUAGAAAUAAUAACGAGUAUGGAAAAUAUGUUAAUCCCGCUACUAUGGUCAACACUAAUCGUCACGAGAUCCACAAAAGUAGAAGACAGUAUAAUCCUCUCACUAACGAAGCAUCUAAUUUUUAG
Messenger RNA from Moneuplotes crassus, 989 nucleotides. NCBI's taxonomy places the organism in Eukaryota, Ciliophora, Spirotrichea, Euplotida, Euplotidae. The record is from the annotation of a GenBank genome assembly.